GCCAUUCAAGCGAAUGGUACCAUGACUAAUAUUUUAAGUAAAACAAUUGGAACGCUCUUUGGUAGCUGACACACUCAAUCCAGUCAUAUGGAUUUUCUAUCUAAAUGGAUUGUCUUCUUGUCUCUGUGGUUGCUCAUUAUUCAGACACAGACGGAUCUCAGGUCAUCUGCAGCUGCAGCAAAGGAGAAGCAGGAAAGAUGGCGAUCAUUCAGUAGCCCAGGCACACGCAUGAGACACAGAACAACUUUUAGCAGAAGCAUUUUCUCUGGACGAGCCCUUUUCUGUGGAAGUCCAGAGUGAUGGAAGUUCUACAGUGUGAUGGCUGCCAUUUCCGGGCUGAUUCAUACGAUGACCUCAAGGCACACAUCCAGGAUGUUCACACAGCCUUCUUGCAACCCACAGCGGUCGGAGACAGGAGCCCAGAGCAUUCUGGGUCCAACUCUCUCAACUCGUUCCACCAAACCGAGGACGACGAGCAAGCCGAGCUCCAUUCCUUGGACCUGGACCCUGAACCUUUUACUGGUUCAUCACAGACUACUCACAAACGAUCAGUGAACCAGCCCUCUAGGUCUACAACUCAGUUUUUCCAGUGCAAAUUUUGUGUACGUUACUUUAGAUCGAAAUCACUCCUUAACGAUCACACCAAAAGGGUGCACGCAGUUGUCAGUACAGCAUCUGAGGGUAGUUCAUCACCCCCACAAACCUCUAAGCAAACUAGCUACAGCAUUCUCAUGCAUGACGGUAUGAGGAAGGUGUUCUCCUGCCAGUACUGCACAUACAAAUCUCCUCGACGUGCUCGAAUUUUGAAACACCAGAAGAUGUUUCAUAAAUAUAUGCCUUUGGACUCUCCUGAUAAUGAAUUAGCCACAAAUUCAGUUAUGUUGCCUACCCAGGAAGCUAGUCUGGAAUUACCAGAGGAGGUAGUACAACGUAGUAUUUUGGAAUCAAUGGUCAAACCUCUUACAAAAUCCAGGGGAAACUUUUCCUGUGAGUGGUGCGGAUACCAGACACUUCGACGAGAGCGCUGGUGUGAUCACAUGAUGAAAAAACACCGUAAUAUGGUUAAGAUAAUUUCGUCAAUUCAAGAUGGGGAUACUAGUAUUGAUUCAUCCAAAACCAGCUCACUUCAUUCUCCCAGUAGUAGUCCUAAUUCUGGAUUGCCAUCCAAUAGCUUUAAUGGUAAAGACGUGUCAUCUGUUGAUACUGGCUUUAUGGGCUCCUCCGAAAGUGCAGCACGGUCCACCCCUGGACAAGGGGAUGAUUUUUCAUCUUACGAGUAUUCUCAGAAGAAAUCUAAGAUAGCUAAUAGUACAGGAACCUCUACUUUAUCAGAGAGACCAACAUUUGUUAUGUCUGAUGUAUCUAAUUCAGGAGUGGACUUUGAGAAAAGAAGUUUACCGGGAAGUAGCUCAGAUGAUGAAGCAGAAGAUAUGGAUGAUACUCUUGCUCAUUUAUCUGAUGAUUCUAAAAAACAGCUGCUGUCUGAUGAGGAGUAUAAGAUGCUUGAAACAAAGGGAAUACCAUUCAAAAAGCAUAUGAACAGAUUCCAGUGUCCGUUUUGUUCGUUCUUGACCGUGCAUCGUCAGAGCAUUUCUCGUCACAUUGAAAAAAUCCAUCUCUCUGGCAAGAAGACUCUAUACAAAUGUGACAAAUGUCCUUUCAUAUGCACUAAUCCACUCAGACUUGGCACUCAUAAGCAGUGUCAUGUGGAGACAUCCUCUGAAUGGGAAAACAUGGAUGACAGCCUGUACAUUCAAGAUGAAGAGCCAAUGAAUGGAGGAAAUGUCAGCUCCAAAGUCUCUAGCAAGAAAUCCUGUGGAGUAGCAGUAAUCGAUCCAGAGAAGUCCUAUCACUGCUCCCUCUGCAGCUACUCUACAACCACACUGAAAGGACUUCGUGUUCACCAACAGCACAAGCAUUCUUACUGUGACAACAUGAAGGCAGACACUCUUGACGGUUCACCAAAUGAGCAGCUGGACUCUGAACAUGAAAUCUAUAGUUCUUCAAGCUAUGUGAAGAAGACCCAAACAUCUAUUCUUGGAUUUUCGUCAAAAAAGCUUGUCAAUAAGAGUGCAAGGAAAUCAAUCAAUGACUCGCCCCUCGAUUUAUCUCCGGUUAAGAAGAGAACCAGAAUAGAUGAAAUUGCAAACAAUCUGCAAAGUAAAAUCAGCCAAAGCUCACAAAAGGAGGAGGCCAUUAUUAACCUAGAGGAGAUAGAUGAUGAAGAGGAAGAAGAGGAGAAUGGUGAAAAUGAAACCGACGAAGACAAAGUUGAUAUUGAAGUCACGCAACUGUCAAAGAAACACUGCAUCUCUCGGCCACGUCGGAAGUACUCCAGAGAGAUGAAGGAUACCCAAGAGGAGGGAAGACAGAAGCUCUUCCUUCAUGAGAAACUGAAGUCUAGCAACACAUUGAUUCAGUUGACUAUUUCAGAUGAUGAUGACAAUGAAAAUGAGUGUGCCUCUUCAGCUGGGUCUAAAAGCUUGCUGGAUCAAGCUGAAAAAGACAGUGGAGGGGAGGCUUUCCGGCAUGGCAGUGAUUACAGUGAUGACACAGCCACCCUAUUUUAUUGCAAACAUUGCGAGUAUCAAAACAAAUCAGCACGCAGUGUCAGCACUCAUUAUCAAAGAAUGCACCCAUAUAUCAAGUUUAAUUUCCGAUACAUUUUAGAUCCUGAAGAUCAGAGUGCUGUUUUCCGGUGUUUAGAGUGCUUUGUAGAGUAUACAACCUUUGAUGAUCUUAAUCAGCACUACGUGGAGCAUCACCCUGAAGCCAUGAAUGUGCUAAACUUCAAUCAGCCGGAUCUGGUAUAUAAGUGUCGUUUCUGCUUGUACACCAGCCCAAACGUUAGAAGUUUGAUGCCACAUUAUCAAAGAAUGCACCCUACGGUGAAAAUAAACAACGCCAUGAUUUUUUCCAGCUAUGUUGUUGAGCCACGUCACAAAGAUUCCAUUGAGUCACAGACACUGAGGGAGAUUUUAAACUCUGGUCCCAAGAACUUCAGUAAUUCUUCAAGUGGAUCCAGAUCAUCUGUGCAAUUUAGUCCAGUCCAUAAGAACUCCAAAAGUCAAGAGUACCACACAGAGACAGAAGUCAUGAAAGAAUCUGUGGUUAACAAUGUAGUGGUCUACGACUGUGACAUCUGCUCUUUUGCCAGUCCAAACAUGCAUUCUGUCCUGGUUCAUUACCAGAAAAAGCAUCCAGAGCAGAAGGCAUCGUACUUUCGUAUCCAGAAAACAAUGAGGAUUGUCUCUGUAGAUAGAGCUCAAGCUUCAAAUAAUGACACACCUGAUGCGAGUGCCUCUAAUUCCUUGAAGACAUCAAAUGUGAUUCCUAUGGGAAUGGAUGAAGAUAUUUACUACUGCAAACACUGUGUGUACAGUAACCGGUCAGUUGUGGGUGUGCUUGUUCAUUACCAAAAGAGGCACCCAGAAAUAAAGGUAACUGCAAAAUAUAUCAAGCAUGCUCCCCCUACCUCUGGUCUAAUGAAGUUAAUGGAAGAAUUGCAGAUUGCACCACCUAAACAAUUCUUGAAAUCAGCCAGCAAUAAUGGGGUAGGUAAUUCUUCCCAUACCAAGUCUGGUGGUGACAAAGGAGAGGUGGAAAUGCUGUAUUUUUGUCAGCAUUGUGACUAUGGGAACCAAACUGUCAAAGGAGUCUUGAUCCAUUAUCAGAAAAAACACAGAGAUGUGAAAGCAAAUGCUGAUCUGGUUCGAAGACAUACUGCCGUAGUGCGGAGUCAGCGGGAAAGAGCUCAGUCCAAUAAUUCAUCUGUCCCUGCUGCCAUUUCUGAUUCGGAGGCGACGAGGCCACUUCGGGCCUUAAAGUGCAGGCACUGCACUUACACAUCUCCUUAUGUAUACGCUCUAAAGAAACAUUUAAAGAAGGACCACCCAACAGUGAAAGCUACAGCCAUGACAAUUUUGCACUGGGCUUAUCAAGAUGGCAUAUUGGAGGCUGGGUACCACUGUGAGUGGUGCAUCUAUUUCCAUCCAGAACCAAAUGGACUUCUCAUGCAUUACCAAAAGCGUCACCCUGAGCACAAUGUGGAUUACACGUACAUGGCCACCAAGCUAUGGGCAGGACCCGACACCACAGCCUCUCAGUCAGUAGGAAAUGCUGACUCCAAGCAUUACCAAUGCAAAGAUUGUGCCUUUCAAGCCUGUUCCAUCUGGGACAUCACCAACCACUACCAGGCUGUUCACCCUUGGGCUGUCAAAGGUGAUGACUCUGUGCUGCUUGAUAUCAUCAAAGGUAACUUGUCCUCAGAAAAGAGGCAGACUUCCACAAAAGAAGAUCUCUCCCUUAUUUCCGGCCAGUUUAACAGUCAUGCUUGUGAGCAGGGCCAAGAACCGUCAUUGGAUCUCACGGGGCAGCUGACAAAAAUCGUCUCACAUCAGUCAUUUCCCAGCACAUCAAUUUCAAAUAACCCAUAUCAGUGUACUGUUUGUUUCUCAGAGUACAACAGCCUUCAUGGUCUUCUAACCCAUUAUGGCAAAAAGCACCCUGGCAUGAAAGUAAAGGCAGCUGAUUUUGCACAGGAAACUGACAUCAAUCCUAGUUCGGUCUACAAGUGUCGCCAUUGUCCGUAUGUGAACUCUCGUAUACAUGGGGUGCUGACUCAUUACCAGAAGAGGCAUCCUCAAAUUAAAGUUACUGCUGAGGAUUUUGCAGACGACAUCGAAGAAGUUAUAGAUGUUAACGAAGGGGAAGAAAAGUACAAAUCUCAGAGGCAGGGGUUUGGUGCUUACAGAUGCAAAAUGUGUCCAUAUACUCAUGGAACAUUAGAAAAACUGAAGAUUCACUAUGAGAAAUAUCACAAUCAACCGGCUUCAGAUAUGUUCAGGCCUUCGUUUGCAGAUCUUUCUAGCAACAUGGAUGAAACGCAUGUUGAAAGUAGUCUUGCAGAUGUGGAAGACGCUACUGAUUUUCAUGCUGCAUUCUCUGAGUUUUCAGUUGACAAAAGUGAAAAGCAAUCAUUUAGAUGUCAACUCUGCAAAUAUUUCUGCUCCACCAGGAAAGGUAUUGCACGCCAUUAUCGCAUUAAACACAACAAUGUCCGGGCACAACCUGAGGGUAAGAACAAUGUCUUUAAGUGUGCUCUCUGCUCUUAUACAAACCCCAUUCGCAAAGGCCUCGCAGCACACUACCAAAAGCGGCAUCACAUUGACGCAUACUACACUCACUGCUUGGCUGCGUCUAAGACGGCCACAGAGAAACCCAGCAAAGUGGUGGUGCCUGCAGCUGAAGACCAAGGCCCCAUGCUGAGCGAGGAGCUCAGGGCUGCCGUGGAGAAGAGGAAGUGCUCCCUCUGUUCGUUUCAGGCUUUCAGCAGAAAGAGCAUCGUCUCCCAUUACAUCAAGCGUCAUCCUGGCGUUUUCCCCAAAAAGCAGCAUUCUAGUAAGCUUGGGCGCUUCUUCACUAUAGUGUAUGACAAGGAGCCCGAGAAUCCUGCUGAGGUGGAAGAAAAGAGGGCGACCGAGGAGCCCUGCGUGACGGAGCAGGAGGACGAUUCGGAGAGGCUGCCGUUCAAGUGCAGCAGGUGCUUCAAGCUGUCGUUCAACACGGCCGAGCUGCUCUGCAUGCACUACACCGAGCAUCAUAGCAAGGACCUGAAGCGAGACUUCGCCACCCUGGCUGGCCCCAUGGGAAAUGCCGCUGACAGCUACCAGUGUGCCCGGUGCGACCUCGAGUUCCUCAGCCUCCCAGAACUCAGUGCCCACUUAACCAGCCACAACGAAGACAUCCGAAAGCGAGUGGAGCGUCAAGAGAGGAGGAAGAAACAGCUUCUUGGCAAGCAGAAGGGAGCUGGACAGCUGGACGGCACCCCAGAAAAGCUGGAGAACCAUGCCAGUAAUGUCCCAAUAGGGUACAGGUGCAACUUUUGUGUGGAAGUCCACCCCACGCUCAGGGCUAUCUGCAACCACCUGAGGAAGCAUGUCCAGUAUGGAGAGACCAAGGCAGGCCGUGUGAAGCAUGAAGUACCAGAAAUACCAGUGUCUGCACCAGCCGACGGAGAACCGAAUGGUGACUUGGAAGAGGCGGAGCCAGUCACCCUCGGGUUGAGUCCAGUUUCGCCUGAGGCAGCCGCUGCCGUGGCAACUGACGGCAAGCCCGGAAUGCCGGAGCCAGAGCACGGAUCGGGCGAGCUGGUGGCCGUCAGGGAGCGGCGGGUGGAAAAGCACGCGUGUGGCCAGUGCGACCGCGUGUUCAUGUCCAUGCAGGGCCUGCGUUCACACGAGAGGAGCCAUUCGGCAAUGGCGGCAGCCCUGAGCAGGCGGGAAGACAAGUACAUCUGCCAGUACUGCCCGUUCAGCUCCCCCUUCAGGCACAACCUCCAGCGACACAUUCUGUCCCACCAUCGACACCGCAAGCCCUUCCUCUCCAAGUCUGCCUACCUGAGCCGUUUCAAAAGCCACCUGAACAAAGCCCAUCCAGGUGAGAACACAUACAGGUGCUUGUCUUGCCCUCAGUCCUUCAUGACAAUCAGCCAGCUGAAGGAACAUUCCCAGGAGAUCCAUGGAGAGGUGCUCACUCUCCCCAGGCUACGUGCUGCCGCUCAGUCGACAGUCCGUCCGCAGCGGCCCGCCCGGGUGGGCGAGAAGCUCCCCGUCACCACCGACUCCACUGAUGCGACGUAUGCAGACCCUGCGGCUGCGCAGCAGCAGCUCGACCGCUACCAGGAGACAGUACAGGCUGCCACACCCAGCCCAGCCCCGACACCUGCGGACGCAGCGCUCACCUGUGAAUUCUGCGACUUCAGCUCUGGCUACAUGCAGAGCCUGCGCAGACACUACCGCGACCGUCACGGUGGCAAGAAACUCUACAAGUGCAAAGACUGCUCCUACUUCACUUGCUAUAAGUCGGCGUUCACCAUGCACGUGGAGUCGGGUCACACGGCGUUGCCGGUGGAGAGCCUCCGGGAUCUGCACUGCCCACUGUGCCUCUAUCACACCAAAGUCAAGAGCAGCAUGAUUGAUCACAUCGUCCUGCACCGAGAGGAGCGCGUUGUGCCGCUGGAGGUGUCCUGCUCCAAGCUGUCACAGCAUCUCCAGGGCGUCGUGUUCAGCUGCCACAAGUGCACCUUCACCUGCUCCGGUGACGAGAGCCUGAAACAGCACCUGAAGAAGCACGGCGAACUGAAGCCAUACACGUGUCAGCUGUGUUUCUAUGACAGCGGGGAGCUGGAGGAGCUGGAAGCCCACCUGCGUGACGAGCACAAGGUGAUCUGUAAUUUUGAGCUGGCGGGCCGGGUAAACCUCGACCAGCUGGAGGCCGUGAUGGGCAAGCUGAGCAGCACAGAGGAGGAUGAGGAAGACCGGGAGGAGGAAGAAAACGAAGGGGAGCUAGAAGAAGCUGAGAAGGCUGAAGCCAAAGACGCUCCUGGCUCCCCGGGUAGUGAGAAGCGCUUCCCCUGCAAGUUCUGUGGUCGGGCCUUCACCAACAGCGCCGAAUGGGAACGCCACGUACUCCGGCAUGGCAUGACUGUAGCCAACAGCAAGAUGAAGGUUGGUGCCUCUUCAGUAGCUGAGGCUUCCUCACAGCCUGGGCUUGUAUCCCUGACUGCCAAACUGGACAGACCCAUCUCCAGCGAUAGCAUGGAGGUGGACAGUGGUUCUCCUUCAGAGCAGGCGAAGACCUGUACUGAAAAUGUGGAGUAUGACGAAACAGCAGAGACCAAAAACUGUCCAUGAGAGAUGCUGGAAGGCAGGGGCUUCGAUGGGUAUUUGAAGAUGGGGAGUCGAAGGAGUUUAGGCUGAAGAGUGGAGGUGGUGGGGUGGGGGGUUGAGGCAGGGAAAUCAGCCUGCAACUGCUUUACAACAACUGAGCAAUGAAAAGAUGCACAGUUGGAAAAUAGGUGCAUUCUGAAGUCUUACUCAUUGAAAGUUACAGGAUACUGUGCAUCUUUCUUGUAGGUCACAAUGUGUAUUUUUUUUUCUUUUAAAGUGCUAAAGAGACAUUAUCUUGGUCCCAGAGGAUAAACACUAAUAUAUUGGUAGCCAAUAGUGAUAGUGAGUGGUACUGUAAUGGAGUUCAGGUUGAAUUCUCAGUCUGUUAGUACAGUAGGAACAUUAUUGAGUUCUGUUUCAAUUGGAAACCUGUGCAUUUGCUGUUGUUUUUCCUUCUGUACUAUUUACUUGAACCACCAUCCCCACCUGCGGCGAUAAUUGCUUAAUUGUUCAGAAGGGUUCUCUUUUGUUAGAUUUUUUUUCUUCUUUUGUGUUCCUGAUGUGUGGCUGCCUGCUGCUGGUUUAGGUCAGUUGGGACUGAACACGCAUGGCUUGACUUUCUUCCAAAUUCAUGGUCUACGAGUUGGAGGUCUAGGCAACCCUGUUUUGAUAUUCUGUAGCAAUGUUCCUUGAAAGCUCGUUGCGUCUUGCUUUUUGUGCUUCUAAAGCUUUGAGUGACCCCCCCUCUGAAUUUUUUUGUACAAUUUCCACACUCUUUUGAGGAGUUUUUCUACAUAGUUUUCAUUUAUGAGCCCUUUUGGAAAAAUGUGGAGCUUUCAGCAGACAUAAGAAAUUCACCCAAUUCGCAGUACCACACACCAGUUCUCAAUUAUUUCCAAAAAGGGAUUCCUUCAUUGGUUAUUGAGUUCUGAUUGUAUGAAUACCCAGUUGUAAUGACUGUGUACUUUUAUUGUAGGCUCUUAUUGUGAAGAUGAUUUUCUGUUUAGUGUGUCGCUUCAAGGUUAGCGCCAGAAACCAAAAGAAACAAAGGUGCUUACCUCAGGAAGCCACAUCUGCAAGCCCGCAACCCCUCUGCAGCCAAACUGAUUUGGAUGCAAAUGUUCGGACCGAAGAGCUUCAGUGACAAGCAGAUCUCCUUACGUACUUACUCAUCUGGGACACUCUAUUGCAGCUUUGCUGCUAAAAAUCUGGGGAUUUACAGGAAAAAAAAAAAAACGUUAACUGAGCACCUUGAUGUUGUAGCUGUAUUUGUUGUUGCUGUUGUUUUUUUUUUGUAUUCUGUUUAUCCUGAGAUUUAUUUUUUCAACCUGAAGUUUCUGAGCCUUGUCAUUAUUUCUGAGUAGUGAAAAGUUUGAUUAAACUGCUGCUCAAAUACCCUAAAGCCUUAAUAGUAAUUGAUAACUAUUGUUUAGUAUUUUGGCACUUUAUGAAAAUGUUUUGUUUCAACACCAGUAUGACCAAUAAGCAUUUUGUAACUGUAAUUCUCUUCACUUAAGACUGUCCUUCUCAAGCUGAAGUCCUGUUGACACGUGGUUUUCCCUCUAUAGAUGCAUAUACACACACACGUGCAAACUUUCGUGUUUGACAGGAUCCUUCUCAUAUCUUUCUGUUUGUGGUUAAGGUUUUGUUCUCAUGAGAAACGGAAAGGGAUGCUUCGACCCUAUGCUAUUGCCGAAAAUAGAAAAUGUUCCUUUUUUUCUUACAUUUGGUGGUGUUGAGGGGGUAAAAAUCGCAACCCAGGUGGGUAUUUCCUGUUGGUGACUUACGACAGUCCCCAGUUCCUCCAAUAAAAGACAUGCUUGCCUUUAUGAAAAUACGUUUUAAUUAUUUUAAAGAAAUAAGCUUUCAAGUGGCAGCUCCUUCUUGGUAGUUCCUUUGAUAAAAACAACACACUGGAAAACAUGUAUAUAUUUUGUUUUUAUUUUACUCUUCCUACCAUUGUUGGAGUUUUGCUAUAGUUUCUUUAGCUCCUGCAUCUUGCCUUUUGUCCUGUGGGAUUCAGAUUCCUGAAGGCAGAUUGUAAUGUUGUCUAGAAUGGUUGUUUACACUUUUAUUCAUUUUAAUUCUGGAUACUAUGUAAAUAUUGUAAUUUGUUUGUCUUUUUUAACUUGUUAUUAAAGAUCUGAUAACGUUA
Paramormyrops kingsleyae is the source of this 9825-nucleotide messenger RNA. RefSeq names its product zinc finger protein 462-like. The record is from RefSeq and is a predicted model, not a curated record. Gene Ontology annotation, biological process: positive regulation of transcription by RNA polymerase II. Gene Ontology annotation, cellular component: nucleus. Lineage: Eukaryota; Metazoa; Chordata; Actinopteri; Osteoglossiformes; Mormyridae.